CGCGCGGCCGGGGCGAGCCAGCUGCGCCGUGCGAGGAGCGCCGCCGGGAGCCGAGAACCGGGCCCGGGCCCGGGCCGCUGCGCGGUGCAGGAGCGGGGCGCGCGAGCUAUGAUGUCGACCUACAAGCGGGCCACGCUGGACGAGGAGGACCUGGUGGACUCGCUGUCCGAGGGCGAAGUGUACCCGAACGGCCUGCAGGUGAACUUCCACAGCCCCCGGAGUGGUCAGAGAUGCUGGGCUGCGCGGACCCAGAUGGAAAAGCGGCUGCUGGUGCUGGUGGUACUCCUGGUGGCCGGGCUGGUGGCCUGCUUGGCAGCGCUGGGCGUUCAAUACCGGACAAGAACCCCCCCAGUGUGCCUAAGUGAGGCCUGCGUCUCUGUGACCAGCUCCAUCUUGAGUUCCAUGGACCCCACGGUGGACCCCUGCCAGGACUUCUUCACCUACGCCUGUGGCGGCUGGAUCAAAGCCAACCCUGUGCCUGACGGCCACUCGCGCUGGGGGACCUUCAGCAACCUCUGGGAACACAACCAAGCCAUCAUCAAGCACCUCCUCGAAAAUUCCACAGCCAGUGUGAGUGAGGCAGAAAGAAAGGCCCAGGUAUACUACCGUGCAUGUAUGAAUGAAACCAGGAUUGAGGAGCUCAAGGCCAAGCCCCUGAUGGAGCUGAUUGAGAAGCUAGGGGGCUGGAACAUCACAGGUCCCUGGGACAAGGACAACUUCCAGGACACCCUGCAGAUGGUCACCUCUCACUACCGCACGUCUCCCUUCUUCUCUGUCUACGUCAGUGCCGACUCCAAGAAUUCUAACAGCAACGUGAUCCAGGUGGACCAGUCUGGCCUGGGCUUACCCUCAAGGGACUACUACCUGAACAAAACUGAAAACGAGAAGGUGCUGACGGGAUACCUGAACUACAUGGUCCAGCUGGGGAAGCUGCUGGGUGGAGGGGACGAGGCUGCCAUCCGGCCCCAGAUGCAACAGAUCCUGGACUUUGAGACGGCGCUGGCCAACAUCACCAUUCCCCAGGAGAAGCGCCGGGAUGAGGAGCUCAUCUACCAUAAGGUGACAGCUGCCGAAUUGCAGGCCUUGGCGCCCGCCAUCAACUGGCUGCCCUUUCUCAACACCAUCUUCUACCCCGUGGAGAUCAAUGAGUCCGAGCCGAUUGUUGUCUAUGACAAGGAGUACCUGGGGCAGGUCUCCACCCUCAUCAAUAACACCGACAAAUGCUUGCUAAACAACUACAUGAUCUGGAACCUGGUGCGGAAGACAAGUUCCUUCCUUGAUCAGCGCUUUCAAGACGCCGACGAGAAGUUCAUGGAAGUCAUGUAUGGGACCAAGAAGACCUGUCUUCCCCGGUGGAAGUUCUGCGUGAGCGACACAGAGAACAACUUGGGCUUCGCCCUGGGCCCUAUGUUUGUCAAAGCGACCUUUGCGGAGGACAGCAAGAGCAUAGCCAGCGAGAUAAUCCUAGAGAUCAAGAAGGCGUUUGAGGAAAGCCUGAGCACGCUGAAGUGGAUGGACGAAGACACUCGGAGAUCAGCCAAGGAGAAGGCAGAUGCAAUCUACAACAUGAUAGGCUACCCCAACUUCAUCAUGGACCCCAAGGAGCUCGACAAAGUGUUCAAUGACUACACUGCGGUUCCGGACCUCUACUUUGAGAAUGCCAUGCGGUUUUUCAACUUCUCCUGGAGGGUCACUGCUGACCAGCUCAGGAAAGCUCCCAACAGAGACCAGUGGAGCAUGACCCCGCCCAUGGUGAACGCCUACUACUCGCCCACCAAGAACGAGAUUGUGUUUCCGGCCGGCAUCCUGCAGGCGCCUUUCUACACCCGCUCCUCACCCAAGGCCUUAAACUUUGGUGGCAUUGGUGUUGUCGUGGGCCACGAGCUGACUCAUGCCUUUGAUGAUCAAGGACGGGAGUAUGACAAGGACGGGAACCUUCGGCCCUGGUGGAAGAACUCGUCCGUGGAGGCCUUCAAGCAGCAGACCCAGUGCAUGGUGGGCCAGUACAGCAACUACAGUGUGAACGGGGAGCCGGUGAACGGCCGGCACACCCUCGGGGAGAACAUCGCCGAUAACGGGGGUCUCAAGGCAGCCUAUCGGGCCUACCAGAACUGGGUGAAGAAGAACGGAGCUGAGGAGACGUUGCCCACCCUGGGCCUCACCAAUAACCAGCUCUUCUUCCUGGGCUUCGCACAGGUCUGGUGCUCCGUCCGCACGCCCGAGAGCUCCCACGAAGGCCUCAUCACCGACCCUCACAGCCCCUCCCGCUUCCGGGUCAUUGGCUCCGUCUCCAACUCCAGGGAAUUCUCAGAACACUUCCACUGCCCACCUGGCUCGCCCAUGAACCCUCAUCACAAGUGCGAAGUCUGGUGAGGGGGGAGCACCUCGAGCCAAGACAGAGGAUGAGCCCCCAGGAGGGGCCGACAAGGCCGUCUCUCCCUCCAGCGUCCAGGGCACCGCCCCGCCCCCUCCUCGGCCCCCCAGGGCCCCCCUACCCCGCGCUGGAGGGUUUUCAGCCAGAACUGAGCCUACCAUGUGGGCUCUCAACACAAUCUGAGAUUUGGUCCCCUGUGAAGACCCUGGCAUCCCAGGCACAUGUGCGUCAACUCCAGUGGGCAUUGGGGUGUCGGGCUGGUUGCUCACCAGGCCUGGGCCCCACGCUGACAAGGGCGGUGGACGCAGCCCCUCCCCGCCCACAUCCGGCGCCAGAAAUACCACUGUGUCAAAUGCUUUAAAGAUAUAUUUUUUGGGGAAACUAUUUUUUAAACAUUGUGGAAUACACUGGAAAUGUUCAGGGAAAUAAUGAAUUUAAAACACUUUUUUUUUUUAAGGAAAGAAUUGGUAUAUUUAUUAUAUUCUGUUUUUCUAAAUAACCUGUGGAUAAGGGAAGCCCCACUGACAUACCCCUCUCUUCCUCACUCGCUGCGAGGUCGCCCGAGGCAGCCAUCCCCAGCCAUUGAGCGCGCCCCCAACAGAGAGCUGCCCAGCCCUUGGUGUUUACAGUCUCAGCCUCUGUCACCUGGUUUUGCAGCUGCAGGGUGUAGACAGGAGAGGUGUGAGGCCAGGAAGGGGCAGAGGCCGGCUCAUGGGCCCCGUCCCUCGCAGCUUGCCUGGCUCUGUCCCCACAGUCCAACAGUGGGAACCCCAGCUAAGACGGCCUAAUCCCCAAAGUCGCAGCAGGGAAUUGAUGGCUGCGGCAGGAUGGGGCCCGGUCAUGGCCCCCAAACUCAGCCCGCUGCACCCCGGCGCCCUGGGCCUGGACGGCAGAACGCCUGAGAGACCUGGCCCUCCGUCAGAUGCGUUCUGCCGCGCCGUAGAUAGCCCCUCUCCGUCCCUCUUCCGGCCACUCCCAGCCCAGCCACUUCGGGGUCUGCCCUGCCGACCCUCUUCCGCAAAGGAAGGAGAAUAGAGGAAACCACUCUCCUGUCCCACAGGGCCCAGGUCCUCCCUCUGAGCUCCGUCCUGCACCCCUGGCCUGGGCUCGGCUCCCAGGACCACACGCAGCCCGCCCGCCCACCCUCCAUCUCUAGUGCCUUAUCUGAGGCUGCAGCCCAGGCUCUACCGCAAGGAGACAGCUCCGUACCAGGUGCCCCCGGCCCCUUCAGUGAAGCCUUCAAGUGUCCUGACUAUAAUGCAAGGCCAUACCCCUCCUCCCAGUGCCUGCAGAGCCGCCCCUCACCGCAGCCCGGCAGCUCUAGCCCACAGGGCAGUGGCACCAAGGUCAGGGAUCUGAAGGACCCCUGAACUUGCCCUGAGCCCCAUCCCACCCUCAGCCCCUUGGGUUGAAUCAAGACAAUACGUGUAACUAGAUGGACUCCCCAUUUGGAGAUGUUUUCAGCCAAGGCAGCGUGUGAGGGAAGGGUUCCCCCAACGUGGUCAGUCUAGCCUGUGGGGUCAGCGAGCCAGGAAUGGUGUCCUUCCUUGAGACCCUAGUUCGGGAGCUGUGUCUGGGGGAAGCGGACACCUGUGACUGAGGCCCGGGCGGCCAGAGCCUGUCCUGGCUCUCCCGUCCCAGCAGCCCGUGGCCCGGCCAUGCCCCCUCACCUCGUCCCGGAAGUUAGACUCCUCCCUGCCCAAGGGGACCAGCCGGAUCAUGCUCAGCACUGAGGUCCCCACUGGUCCCCACAAGCAGCGGUCCUGGUCGCUCUUCAGAGGAGACGAAGGACAGGAACCAGAGAAGGACUUAGAGUUGCUUGCCGCACAGAGGUCGGCUUUCCGAGCCCUAGCGCCCUCCAGGCCCCUCCCUUCCCGCCUCCCCCUGCCUUCCCGCCUUCCCCACGGGGCUCACAGUCCUCGAGGGCAUCUGUCCUCUCCUUGGGCUGGGACCUCCUGACCUGAAGCAAGUGUCCCAGGGCUGAGGGUCCAGCCUGAAGGGACGUAGCCUGCACUCAUUUCUUCAGGGUGUCCUGGAAAUGGGCAGGGGCCAAGGGAGAGGAGGGCUCAAGCCCAGCAGGGAUGGAAGCAAAGGGAACACCCCCUGUCCCUGCCCCUCCCGAGCUUAAAACAAGGCCGGGGAGAUGGGCAGCUGCCCCCUGAGAGACCCCUCCCCUGAGGCCCAGGGAGCCAUCGGGCUGGCUUCUCUGCGGGUACGUGGACAUGGGGUUGGGAGCUGGGAAUCUAUUUUUUGUAUUCUUAUGUUUUGUGCUACUGUAGUUUUGGUGUGGCACUAUUGUAACUGAAAUAAAUGACUUGUACCGAG
Messenger RNA from Hyaena hyaena (striped hyena), 4699 nucleotides. It is a transcript of the gene ECE1, whose product is annotated as endothelin converting enzyme 1. Gene Ontology annotation, biological process: peptide hormone processing. NCBI's taxonomy places the organism in Eukaryota, Metazoa, Chordata, Mammalia, Carnivora, Hyaenidae. Gene Ontology annotation, molecular function: metalloendopeptidase activity. The record is from RefSeq and is a predicted model, not a curated record. Gene Ontology annotation, cellular component: plasma membrane. The transcript is spliced from 19 exons. Bases 109 to 2373 code for a protein of 754 amino acids.